AUGUCGACAAAGCUGGAUCUCCUGAUUGACCGGGUCACGGCGCUGGAAAAGGCUCUCUUGGCCCAAAGAGUCCAAUGCAAAGCCAGAGAGGUGACACCUACCUCGCCGAAGCAGCCGUUGCCGAUAUUCCAAGGUUCUACAAGUUCUGUUUUCUCCAUCAUCGUCGCCGACACGAAUUUAAAAGUGCUAGAACCCGACGGCACUAGUCCACCAAUCUCAGAUGAUAGUGAUUCACCACGCGCUCAAACAACUUUUUCCAUUGUCCACGGCCAAAUCAUUGAUGAGUUGUCCAAAGAGGCGGCAGACGGGGAAUCCGAGAGUAGGCCGAUCGUCUUACCUCGCGCUGCGGGGACAAGGUCCCAAUCGAUUGAAACACAGACUCAUAUUGACCUAAGCUGCGACGACCUCAUCUCGCUAGUUUAUAUUUACCAGAACCUAGCUGGCACCUUGUACCCUUUCUUGAACAUUCCGUUUCUAGUACAACAAGCAAGACAGACGUGGGCUGUAAAGCCGGCGGAACUUACACCCUCGAAUGAUGGCGUGGAUGUUGGGAGCAAAGAUGUUGCCAUCCUAAAAAUUGUGGCAGCGAUCGCGCUCUUGGCAGAGGGUGAAGGCCGUAAUGACUUGGCGUUGAGCCUGUAUCACAGUAUUUUACCAGAAGUGGAAGCUAUAGUAUGGAGCACGAAGCUGGAUCUCAAGGGCCUGAUGCUUUUACCUCUGGUGAGCUUGUUUUAUAUCCACCAGAGCAAAUGGCGCCUUGCCUGGCGAUUUUUGGGCAACGUAGCGCGGAUAGUCCUUGAGCUAGGGCUGAAUCGCCAAAUCGUCUUGGAGCGAUCAUUCCCCGACAUGGCAGACCGUACCCAGGCUAUCAACGCCAUAUGGACAACUUUUCUCCUAAAUCGCCUUCUCAGCUAUCUAUUGGGUGUGACAGUGGCCAUGCAGAAUCUUCACCUCGAUCCGACCUUUCCAGGUCCAGUAGAUGCACCUUAUUUGGAGGCUAUGAUCGAUUUCGACCGAAUUGGGACCCAGGCCAUCGAUGUUCUCAUGAGUGACAAGAGUGACGACUGCACCCGGAUCAGUGAUAGGAAAGAACAUUUUGCCUUCUUUCAAUAUCGACUCGACGAAUGGGGCAAAAGAAUCAGCACAGACUUUCAAUUCUUAUCCCAUGAUGCUGAAACUGAUAUACGGAAUGAACAGCUCCGCAUAUUACUGCAUCUGUGGAAGGAUCAUCUUCACAUGAUCGUCGCCCGCUCUUUUAUAUGUGACAAUCGGUGUUCUGCAGCACCAUUGGAUAUUUGGGCUUCUUCCGUCGGUGCAGCUGCGGAUACCAUUCAACACUUAUCUCAUCUAGAAUGCUCCACAAGGUCAUUCCGCUUUCACCAGUCCAAGUACAACCACUUCCUCAUCGCCGCAUUAGGUACACUCCUUCUGGCCAUCUCCCGGGGAUCAUCAAAUCCGGAUUCAAUGUCAUUAGGAGAACAGCGAAUACCAAUGGCACAAACCACAUACCUCAAGGCUCAGCAGAAUUCCGUGAUUGCAUUGAAUCUUCUUUACACUUUAGCCAAGACUUCACAUCACUUCCAGUUUUGGUUAGAGCACGUGCGAGGCCUGGCACGUCGUCUCAAAAUCUUGGACCGCUUGGUCCCUGGAUCAUUUGGCACAGAUGAUUCAAGGUUACAGAAUGAAGCCCUGGGAGAACAAAUUCGAAGUGCCAGAAACGCCACGACGGAGCUGAUAAGGAUGGCGGAAUCAUAUGUAUUUGAAAGUGUGGACAACGUGAUACCUCCCGGUUUGCAAGACUUAGACGUAUCGCCGUUAACUAGGGCGCCGUCCCUGUCGGAGUCAGAUCCAAUCCAGGACUUCGGAUGGUUUUUUGGUGGCUCUUUUGUUAACAGCCUUUAG
This is a messenger RNA of Trichoderma harzianum CBS 226.95, 1902 nucleotides long. RefSeq lists its product as hypothetical. The transcript has 3 exons. The record is from RefSeq and is a predicted model, not a curated record. The coding region runs from base 1 to 1902 and encodes 633 amino acids. NCBI's taxonomy places the organism in Eukaryota, Fungi, Ascomycota, Sordariomycetes, Hypocreales, Hypocreaceae. Gene Ontology annotation, biological process: positive regulation of transcription from RNA polymerase II promoter by galactose; DNA-templated transcription. Gene Ontology annotation, molecular function: RNA polymerase II cis-regulatory region sequence-specific DNA binding; zinc ion binding; DNA-binding transcription factor activity, RNA polymerase II-specific. Gene Ontology annotation, cellular component: nucleus.